Messenger RNA from Dibothriocephalus latus, 978 nucleotides. Lineage: Eukaryota; Metazoa; Platyhelminthes; Cestoda; Diphyllobothriidea; Diphyllobothriidae. The record is from the annotation of a GenBank genome assembly.
AUGGCCUGCGAUCUUGCCAGCUACAACGAUAACAGUAGUGUUUUAAUUAAUGCAUAUUCUGCCGGAAUUUUGAAGACUUCAGGAACAUAUGGACGAAGAGGCUCCUCUCGUUCAAAACGAGCAUGGUUUGAGCGUUUCCCGUUAUUAUUCAGUUUAGUUCCGCUCAGUAGGCCAGUUGUGGAACAUGCGGAGUCAAGGGGAAGUGGAUUUGAGGCCACAGUUAAUUGUCAAGUUUGCAACGCUGUUGUGCCUUUGGGAAAUAAGGAAAAACAGUUGGUGGUUAAAUGUCCCGUCUGUAAUGAAGCUACUCCUAUCAAAGGGCCUCCUCCGGGCAAACAAUAUGUCCGUUGUCCGUGCAACUGCUUGCUGAUUUGCAAGGCUUCAACCACACGCGUCGGCUGUCCCCGUCCGCAAUGUCAGCGCGUUAUUACGCUUCCCGGGGCUUCAUCAGAUACUCUCGGUCCGUCAAAUCUGGAAAAUGUACCAAUUAAUGGGGGCACGUUCACUCAGCGUAACGUUGCCAUUCGUCUUACUUGCGGCAACUGUCACCGACCGUUCUCCAUCCCUUCGCCGCAAAACUCUUACUCAAAUACACGAACUUGCGGGGACCGCCUAAUUUACUGCCUAUCUGGAGGCAGCGCCCCAAACUCCAAUUUCCUCAUUGCUGCCCGCUGCCCGCAAUGCCGAAAGGUGACCUCUGUAGGCCCUGCCUACUCCCGCGUUCGAUGGGUCAGCUACCUCAUACUCACCCUAAUCUUCCUCAUAAUCUCUAUCGCUGUCACCGCUGGCACGGUCCAGGCAGCCUUGGCCAACGGAGCGCUAUACUUCCUUUGGUCCGGUAAGUCUUUUAACUUCUUCCUUUAUGCCCUUUCUCUGAAGUAUUAUCUUCUCCAUCAUCCUUUUAAGAUGGGUGCUAGAGCUCUAACACCAGAUUUAGCCCAUUCUUCUUGUUGGUUCUCUCAUCUUCUAUACCGCUAA